This is a messenger RNA of Closterium sp. Naga37s-1, 5982 nucleotides long. Lineage: Eukaryota; Viridiplantae; Streptophyta; Zygnematophyceae; Desmidiales; Closteriaceae. The record is from the annotation of a GenBank genome assembly.
AUGCAGGUGUCAGAACUCGUCAGCUCUGCACCCACAUGCACCCCUCAUUCUUCCCCCUUUCACCCGUCUCCCCCUUCUCCGCCUUCUCCGCCUUCGAAUGAUCUUCAGCUGAGCAGCGCCAUGUGCUACCACAUGCGCCUGUUCGGCAUGGCGUUGGAUCGAUGGGACCUCAUGCACCAUGCUCCCACCCUCGCCCAAGCUGCUGCUGCAGCUGAAUCUGCUGCGGCAGCACCAGCUGUUGACACAAUUGCGGCCGAUACUGCUGCGGGUGAGGCACUCAUACACAUCAGCACCGCUGUGCGCCCCUUUGGAGCCUUCUGGACCGCAUCCCACUACUGCCUCGUGCUGCCCUGCUUGGUGGGGGUAGGAGGAGGGGAAGAAAGAGGCAGAGGGACCGCUGCAGACUUGCGAGAGGCUGAGGGGAGAGGGAAGGAAGCGAGAGGGACGAAUCCCUGCUUGGUGGGGGGAGGAGGAGGGAACGAAAGAGGCAGAGGGACCGCUGCAGACUUGCGAGAGGCUGAGGGGAGAGGGAAGGAAGCGAGAGGGACGAAUCCCUGCUUGGUGGGGGGAGGAGGAGGGAACGAAAGAGGCAGAGGGACCGCUGCAGACUUGCGAGAGGCUGAGGGGAGAGGGAAGGAAGCGAGAGGGACGAAUCCCUGCUUGGUGGGGGUAGGAGGAGGGAACGAAAGAGGCAGAGGGACCGCUGCUGCAGACUGGCAUGAGGCUGAUGGGAAAGGGCAGGAAGGGAGAGGGACGAAUCGCUGCUUGGUGGGGGGAGGAGGAGGGAACGAAAGAGGCAGAGGGACCGCUGCAGACUUGCAUGCGGCUGUUGGGAGAGGGCAGGAAGGGGAAGGGGUGGAUACAGGGAAGCAUGGGGGAGGGGAGGAAGGUAUAGAGGCGAAUGCAGGCAGGGAAGGCGAAGGGGUGGACGCAGGGGAGCAUGGGGGAGGGGAUGAUGGCAUGAUGCGCAUGUUAAUGGGGAGGAUUGACUGGGAGAUUGUGAAGAGGGUGGUGUCUCUGGGUCCGGGAGGCAGUAGUGCGCACGAGCUGCACGGCAUGGUGGCAUGUGCGGAUGCUGCUGUUCCAACCAACGCCCCUGUUACUGCUGCUACCACACCUCUGCUCGUGCCUCCUCAUGCCCCUGCCAGCACGCCUCUGCUCAUAACUGCGCGUGGGCCAGUGAAAGAGCAUGAGCUGCAUGGCAUGGUGGCAUGUGCGAUGCAUUCGCGUCUGGUGUUCCAGCUAAUGGGGAGGGACCCCCAGGGGCGGACAGCACGCAGUGAGUUUGUGGGGCCGCAAGGAGGCACGGAGGGACUGGGGGGUGCAUUCGCGUCUGGUGUACCAGCUAAAGGGGAGGGACCCCCAGGGGCGAACAGCACGCAGUGCGGCACUCGUGGGCCUGUGAAAGAGCACGGGCUGCAUGGCAUGGUGGCAUGUGCGGUGCAUUCCCGUCUGCUGUACCAGUUGUUGGGGAGGGACGCUGAGGGGAGAACAGCACGGCGCGAGUUCGUGUGGCUGGAUGGAGUCACUUUCCAACAGUACUUCCAGAGCCAGUACGGCAUAUCGCUGAGGUACGGCAUAUCGCUGCGCCAUCCCGACCAGCCUCUGUUCGCUGCGUGCCAGCUGAAACCAGAGCUGUGCAAUGCGCUGCUGCUGCUGCAGCAGGCACCUCCAGAAUACGAGCAGGGGUACCUAGAUCUCGUCAACAGAGCUGUCCAAUUAGGGCGAGAGGAGCAGAUGCCUGUACCUGCUGGCGCUACAGUGGGGACGGCUGCAGCAGACACGGCUGGAGCUGAGAAGGCUGGAUCAGUGAAGGCUGUAGCAGACACAGCUAUAGUAGACAAGGUUUUGACAGAUGAGGCUGUAGCAGACACAGCUGUAGCAGAAACAGCAGCUUUAGCAGACCAGGCUGCAGCGAAACGGGAGCAGCGCAAGCAGCAGGAGCAAGGCACGAAGCAGCAGGGCAAGGAGAAGGGCAGUUGGAGACAGACGUCAUACCUCCCUUUGGAGCUACUAGUGCCGGUGCUGCCCGUGCAGCAUGUCCUCUUUGCGUCGCUGCUCCCCUCGCUGCUCUCCCGCCUUGAUUGCCUGCUCACUGCCCGGGAUAUCCGGCGGUUCAUUGUGAGGCAGUAUGGGUGUGAGCGGCAGGGGCAGCAGGCACCGCGUUUUCCUGCUAUUGAUCACGUGCUCUUUGCCUCGCUGCUCCCCUCGCUGCUCUCCCGCCUUGACUGCCUGCUCACUGCCCGGGAUAUCCGGCGGUUCAUUGUGAGGCAGUAUGGGUGUGAGCGGCAGGGGCAGCAGGCACCGCGUUUUCCUGCUAUUGAUCUCCUGCGCCCCCUGACAUGCCCCGGCGCAACAAAGAGUAGCAUUGGCACUCUCCAUUGGUCGUGUUUUGAGUCGACUCAAAACACGACAAAGAGCACAAACGAGAGCGGCGUGCGUGGGGAGGGGACAUACGAGUCGGACGAGGUGCCUGGUGGCAGCUGCGUGCUGCUCAUGCUCACACCCUCUCGACUCUCCCCCUCCCCUCCCUGCCUUCUGCUCUUGCGGGCCUCGACAUGCCCCGACACAACAGCGAGCGGCGUGGGGACAUACGAGUCGGACGAGGUGCUGGCUACUGCGUCCCUCAUUUUGAGGCGCCUCGAAAAUCUUUCCUGCCUGGAGCUCCUGCGUGCCCUCACCUCCCCGGGAACCACGGAGAGCGGUGUUGUUGGCACGUACGACGAGAGCGACGAACUCCUGCGUGGCCUCACCGGCCCCGGCAACACGGAGAGCGACGAGCUCCUGCGCGCCCUCUUCGGCCCCGGCACAAACGAGAGCAGCGUGGGCACAUACGAGAGCGACGAGGUGCUUGAUACUGCGACUUCCCAGAACCUUCCUCCUAGUGCCAAAGCCCUGUUGGGCUCUGCGUUCGCCUCGCUCGCAGCCUCGCAGGCAGCAGCCGCCGCCAAGUCAGCGCGCCAGCUGCCCAAGAAGACGCUCGCUGACGUGGCAGAGGCGCUGGUGGGCGCCAGCUGGCGCUGCGGUGGCGCUGACAUGGCGCUGCCGGUGCUGAGGGUGGAGGAGGGAGGCUUAGAUGGGGUGCAGAAACGAGGAGGGGUGCCGAGAGCUGCUGCUGAUUCAGAUGUGGCACUAGGAGCGAAAGCAGCAGCAGCAGCAGCAGCAGCAGUGGCAGCAAUAGGGGCAGCACCAGGGAAACCUGGGCGAAGGGUGAGUGGCAAGAAGCACGCAUUGGAGCCAGCUAGAGGGCCGUCCCUGCUGCCGCUUCAGCCGCCGCCAGAGAAGCGACUGAAGCUGCUAGAAAAGGAAUGCGUACACCUGCAGCAGCAGCAGCAGCAGCCGUCUCAAAAAGCUGGUUGGCUGUGGGAGCUUCAGAAUGCGAUGGGGUAUCAGUUCCAACAUGAGGGGAUUCUGAGGGAGGCGAUACGGGAGGAGGAGUUGACGUGGGAGAGGCGGUUUGUGUUCCUGGGGGAAGCUGUGUUGGACUUUCUAGUCAUGCACCACAUGGUGCGAGCAACAUCUGGAGCACCACAUGGUUCUCCUGCCACGUCAUCGCAUGCCACGUCAUCGCAUACCACGUCAGCGCAUGCCACGUCAUCGCAUGCCGCCACGUCAUCGCUCGCCGCCCGGCCGUCCCCGCACCAGCUGACUUACCUGCGCAAGGCGGUGAUUUUCUCGGAGCGGUUCUGCCAGCUGGCGGCGCCCCGUGGGCUGCUGCGAUUGGUGCACCAGAUACAGCGCCACGUGGCAAAGGCUGCUGCUGAUGCAGCUGACUCGGUGCAUGUGGCUGCGGGGGAUAUGGGCAAUGAGCAAGACGAUGAUGAUGGACAGACGCCAUUCCCCAAGGUAAUGCUGUUACAGCCGGCGAAAUGCGAGAGAGGUGAGGACGUGGGGAGAAAGGUGAGGACGUGGGGAGAAAGGCGUACCCCAGAACCCACAAUGUGGGUCCCACAUACAUUUCUCUCCUCGACAUUACUUCGACAUUCCACAAACAACACUGCUGACAAUCCCCCUCCUCUCUCCCCUCCUCUCUCCCCUCCUCUUUCCCCUCCUCUCUCCGCUCCUCUUUCCCCUCCUCUCUCCCCUCCUCUUUCCCCUCCUCUCUCCCCUCCUCUUUCCCCUCCUCUCUCCCCUCCUCUUUCCCCUCCUCUCUCCGUUCCCCUCUCUCCUCCUCCCUCCCCUCCUCUCUCCCCUCCUCUCUCCCUUCCUCUCUCCCCUCCUCUCCCCCCUCCUCUCCCCCCUCCUCUCCCCCCUCCUCUCCCCCCUCCUCUCCGCCCCCCUAUCCCCCCUCCUCUCCCCCCCCCCCUCUCCCCCCUCCUCUCCCCCCUCCUCUCCCCCCUCCUUCCUUCCCUCCGUUCCCCAUCACCACGACGUCUCUACUCUCAUCAAGGCUCUCACAGCAACACUCCUCACUCCCUCCCUCUUUCCGUAUAUCUGCCUUCAUCCAUACUUCUUGCUCCCUCUCCCCUCCUCGACCCUCCCCAUCAGGACGCCUCUGAUCUAAUAAAGGCCCUCACAGCAGCAGUCCUCACCUCACUCCCUCGUUCCGACGUCUCUGAUCUAAUCAAGGCCCUCACAGCAGCAGUUUUCCUCGAUUCCAAUCCUCCAAACACCGCUCCCACCGCACUCAACCCCCACGCACCUAGCCAUCCCCCAUGCCCUCUCACCCGCACGUGGCAAGUGGUAUCGUCUUGGCUCUGCCCCAUUCCCCUGCUGCAUCCUCUCUCCCUCCACCCCCCCUCCGCCCUACUCCUCUUCUGCUGCGCUCUCUCCCUCUCCGCCCCCAUUUACCUGCCCAAGGCGCAGGGGAGUGGGGUGCCGGGGGAGCAUUGGGGGGGCCAGCAGGGGGAGGAGUGUGGGGGAGAGUGGGGGAAAGGGGUGGAAACGGAAGGAGAAGGGUAUGGGGCGUGGAAGACCGAGGAGGGAGGGGAAAGGAACAGGGGUAUGGUGUGUGGAAGGGACGUGAAAGGUGGAGGAGGGGAGGAUGGGGAGGACGGAGCGGAAAAUGGGCUGUGUGAGAAGGGUUUGGGGGGAAGAGGAGGGGAAGGGGAGGAGGGGGUGGUGAUGGAAGUGGAGGUGAAAGGGUUGGUGGUGGGGGAGGGGUGGGGGAUGGAUGAUGUUGCGGCAACAAUUGAAGCAGCUGCUGGCGUGCUGAGAAGAGCCCAGGGGUGGGGGGUGGAUGAUGUUGCAGCAACAGUGGAGGCAGCUGCUGGCGUGCUGAGGAGAGCCAAGGGGGGGGGUGCUGGGAGAGGGUUGGGGGUGGAUGACGUGGCAGCAAAGGUGGAGGCAGCGUCUGGCAUGCUAAGGAGGGCCAAGACUGUGCAGGGCUUGUACCAGGAGGGGGAGGGAGUGUUGCCCUCAGCUUACCAUCUUCCCUCUCCCUCCUCCUCGCCUCCUCCUCAGACUGUGCAGGGCUUUCGGCAGCUGUACCAGGAGGGGGAGGGAAUGCUCGUGCUGGGGGGAAUGAGGGCCGCAUGGGAGACGCAGGAAGAGAAAGCCGGGGCGGGAGAGGAGGAGGGAGGAAAGGAGGGUGAAGUGGGGAAGGAGGCAGGAGGGGGAGAAGGUGUAGCAGGGAUGGAGGGCGUUCGGCCUGAGAGUAGCUUGAAAACAGGAGAGAAUAAUGACUGUAAUGGUGGGCAGAAGAAGGCAGGAGGAAAGAAGAGGAAGCGUGGAAAGUCUGGAAAGGGGGUGGCAGCAUCAGAGUCUGGAGCAGGAGCAGUGGAAGGGGACAAUGGUGGUGUAAUCAACGGUGGUGAUUCAAGCGUUGGCUCUACCGGUGCUGCUUGUGGUGGUGGUUGGGAGGCGGCUGGUGGUGGUUGGGGGGCGGCUAGUGGUGGUUGGGAGGCGGCUGGUGGUGGUUGGGAGGCGGCUGGUGGUGGUUGGGAGGCGGCUGGUGGUGCCAGCUGUGAACCUGCUGGUGGCAACACUGGUGCUCCCAGGCCAAACCCCAUGGGGAACAAAGGGGGGUUAGGCCAAGAGUGA